AUGGGCGAGGCUUCUAGAGUCGUCGACUUCGCCGUAGGGUCCGAGACCUUUCAGACGUGGUACACAGUUUCGGGCGACCUAAAGUCGGGUAUCCGUCCUCUCGUCCUCCUUCACGGAGGCCCCGGAUUCUCGCAUGAGUACAUGCGUUGCCAUGCGCCGCUCUUGGAGGCCAAAGGGAUCCCCCUGAUUCUAUACGACCAGCUCUGCUGCGGUAAUCCUACUCACCUCUGCGAGAAACCGACCGACUUCUGGACCGUCGCUCUGUUCGUUUCCGAGCUCGAUAAUCUGCUGGAAAAACUCGGUGUUCGCGAAAACUUCGACCUGCUAGGCCAUUCGUGGGGCGGGAUAUUGGCACUUGCGUACGUGCUUGAUCGUCAGCCCAGCGGGCUGAAGCACUUGGUACUGGUUGGCGCACCUCCCUCCAUCUCCGUGUGGAACGCGGAGUGCCGUAAGUUGUUGGCUCAGCUGCCAAAAGACGUGCGGGAGACAAUCGAGCGGUGCGAGCGCGAGGGAACAACGGAUUCGAAGGAGUACAAAGAGGCGGAGCACCUCUUCUUCGUGCGUCACGCGCUCUCGCUAGAUCCUCCUCCAAUUGGCGUACAGCGCACUAUGGCAGAGGUGGGAAAGGAUGAUACGGUAUACCGGGCCCUUUUUGGGUACUCGGAGUGGGACGUCAGGGGAAACCUGGGCAGCUGGGAUGUCACCGAUAGGUUGAAGGAAAUCAAGCAGCCCACCCUUGUCAUCAACGGUGCGCAGGAUGAGACGACCGACGCGUGCGCCGCGCCGCUCUUCUGGGAGAUACCGAAUGGUAAAUGGGUACAGUUCGCCAAGUCGACGCACAUGGCAUUCUAUGAGGAACCAGGACGGUAUCUCGAGGUCGUGAGCACGUUCUUGACAGCACAUGUAGGAUAA
Molecule: messenger RNA, 912 nt
Organism: Rhodofomes roseus
Lineage: Eukaryota; Fungi; Basidiomycota; Agaricomycetes; Polyporales; Fomitopsidaceae
Product: proline-specific peptidase
Exons: 2
Coding region: 1-912 (303 amino acids)
Biological process (GO): proteolysis
Molecular function (GO): peptidase activity
Source: RefSeq, a predicted model, not a curated record